Molecule: messenger RNA, 1687 nt
Organism: Spea bombifrons (plains spadefoot toad)
Lineage: Eukaryota; Metazoa; Chordata; Amphibia; Anura; Pelobatidae
Gene: SPRED3
Product: sprouty related EVH1 domain containing 3
Exons: 6
Coding region: 127-1386 (419 amino acids)
Biological process (GO): negative regulation of MAPK cascade; multicellular organism development
Cellular component (GO): membrane
Molecular function (GO): protein kinase binding
Source: RefSeq, a predicted model, not a curated record
AAUGGCUUCUGUUCCGAGAGCCUCACCGUGAUCCCCGCCAGCAGCGGCACCGGCAUGACGGGGCCCAGGGGCCCGGAGAGGGGCUGAGCAGCUUCAGCACCAGCCGCGGGGACAGCGCCCAUCAGCAUGGACAGAGAUUAUAUCGUGAGGGUCCGAGCAGUGGUGAUGUCCAGAGAUGACUCUAGUGGGGGCUGGGUGCCGAUGGGAGGAGGGGGUCUCAGCCACGUAAUGAUAUGCAAAGUGCGGCGGCCAGACGCGGCCCACCAGCGAGAUUACCUUAUCCGAGGGGAGCGGCUCCGAGAUCAGACGACCAUCCUGGAGUGCGUCCUGAAGAAGGGUCUGGUGUAUAACAAGGCCAACCCCAUAUUCCAUCAUUGGAAGGUGGAGGAGAAGAAGUUCGGACUGACGUUCCAGAGCCCGGCGGAUGCCGUGACGUUUGAGAGGAGCGUGCAGGCGGCCGUGGAGGAGCUGGCAGAAGGUUCUCUCUCCCGCUCAUCGUCCUCUUCUUCCUCGUCCGCCUCCCCCGAAGAAGCAGAUGUUUUGGAAGACGCCAUCCCGCUGCCCACAGACAGCGAGUCGUCUUCUAACAGCCGGAAGGAGAUGUUACCCAAACACAUCACCAUCGUCACCAGCGAGUCCUCGUCCAGCUGCUACAUGCGCUCUCCGGCGUCCGAGGAGUUCGGCUUCGGCCCCUCGGGCAGCCCCACGACGCAGUCGCAGCCUCUCCAGCGCCUGUCCUUCCAUGAUGAAGAGGAGCUGGAGAGCAUCAACCCCUGCAAGGACCUUUGGGUGUCCAAGGGCUACGAGGACUACCGGCGCGCCGCCCUGCAGGGGUCCGAGCAGCCCAAGUCCGACCUGCGUGUCCACUUCCAAAAAGCCAGCGGGAGCAAAGCGAAGGAGCGCCACUUCCCAGGAGCCACGGCGGCCUCAGAAAGCGAGGGGCCCCUGAAGGACCCCAGGGGCUCUCCUUCCUGCAGGAUCCACGGCACUCCCUCCCCCAAGUCUAAGGAACACGCUCACUCGGCCGCCGAGGAGGACAUGGCCACGGCCCGGUGCGUGUACUGCCGGGGGGUAUUUAGCAGCGAGGAGAACGGCCGAGGGCAGUGCCAAGAUGCCCCCGACCCCAUGGGGCGCUGCGUCUACCAGCUUUCCUGUAUGUGGUGCGCCGAGAGCCUGCUGUACCACUGCAUGUCGGACUCGGAGGGCGACUAUUCGGACCCGUGCUCCUGCGACCCGGGGCAUCCCCACUUCUGCGUCCGCUGGGCCGCCCUGGUCGCGCUGUCCCUCGUGGUCCCCUGCAUGUGCUGUUACCUCCCGCUGCGGGGGUGCCACUGGUGCGGCGAACACUGCGGCUGCUGCGGGGGCAAACACAAAGCGGUGCGGUGAGAGGAGGAGCGCGGGGGGGGAUUGUGAGACGAUUGCCCCGUGGCCUCCCCGGUUCCACCGCCCAGUGGGGAUGUUUUUUGGUUAAAAAAAAAUGUUUUUGGGGGAGGAAGCAGCUGCAGAGACCUACCAAAAAAAAUAGCGUGUGUGGGGGGGUUCAAAAGCGGGCAACAGACCCCAUACUGCCGGGGGGGGGGCAUCAGAGCUUCAGCCCCACCUGAGGCCAAACAAAGCUAAUUGCAGUGAUAAUCGCCCUGUACCGGGGUAUUUAAAGCGGCUCGAGUGGCCCCACCAGAAAAUAGUA